AAGCCCCGGACGUUACUAUUGAUCGGAGCAUUUCGUCCGAUGGUCGCCUCAGAAUACCACGAACGGUCCGCACGCCGUAAAUAUUCGUUCAGUGCGUCGUGGCCGAGUAACUUACGCGGAUAAAAGCGUCCAAAUAGACGGAGGAAAACGUGGCCGAACAUGGUCGGAGGAGUGACGGAAGACGGACCUGUGAUUCGACCCGUCGAUUUCGUGUCGACGACGACCGUAGUCGCACUAUGUAUAGGAGCCGUUUUCCUACUUUGCGCCGUCGCCAUGACCUGGUGGCUUUGUCGACGACGUCGUGAACACACCAAGCUGAACUCCGACAAGUCCCUGGCGUUCAGGCCGCCCCACAGAAAACCGACAGCAGUUAAAAGUCCCGGUAGUACCAGCCACUACCUGAAGAAAAGUCCCAGCCCGACCGGACUAGCCAAGAGUCCUCCUGGUUCAGGUGGACAGACGCCCAGCCCGACCGGAUCCCAGUCGUCGAAUCCUGGAUCACAGCCAAGAACACCUCAGGGUACAGGCACCCCGGCUCAGACACCUUCUGGCGAGGUUACUCUAAGCAUCGAGAAUGAACGGGACAAAGCGGAAAUUGAGAACAACGAGAAAACAGAACGCGAAAAGAACCACGGAACAGAGAAUAACAAAGGCGAUAUGGGUCAAUUGGUAUUUAAAUUGCGGUACGUAAACGAACAAAAUGCACUCGGAGUGACAGUGGUGAACUGCAAGGGUCUACCUGCGAGAGCUACCAGCGAUCCUUACGUGAAAUUGAAGUUGUUGCCGGAUAAACAACACCAAGCGAAGACCAGGGUACUCAGAAACACCAGAGACCCCGUCUAUGAUGAAGAUUUCACGUUCUUUGGAAUAUCGAAGGACCAGCUACAGAAAAUCAGUCUGCACUUUAUAGUGCUCAGCUUCGAUAGAUAUUCUCGGGACGAUAUUAUCGGUGAACUGACAUGUGCACUUUCAUCGGUGCCCGAUUUGGAGAACGCUGAUAACCAGGAGAUAUCAUUGUGUCGAAAAAUAUGCCCUAGGAGUCUAAAGAUUCAAUCACAAGGCAGAGGUGAGCUGCUAGUCUCCCUUUGUUGGCAACCGAUCAACAGCAGAUUGACGGUGGUUGUGCUGAAGGCGCAGAAUUUACCGAAGAUGGACGUGACUGGGCUGGCAGAUCCAUACGUCAAGAUCUAUCUUUUGUAUAACUCCCAGCGCAUAGCGAAGAGGAAGACGCGCGUGAAGAAACGCACCCUUAGUCCGGUCUUUAACGAAUCAUUUGGUUUUGACAUCCCGAACGGUGCUGAUGGUCUUAACAACGUCAGCCUCGAGUUUAUGCUGAUCGAUUGGGAUCGUGUUACAAGAAACGAGGUGAUUGGACGACUCGAAUUCGGUGGACCGAAUUGUCAAGGAUCCGCUUUGAAUCAUUGGAGGGAAGUUUGUAGCUCACCGCAGAGGCAGAUCGCCGAUUGGCACAAAUUAAGGGAGUAAAACUAGUCUCUCCCAGCCCUGUCAACUUUCCUAGAAUCCCGUCUCCAACUAUCCAAAUGCCCCACGUCCUUCUCCAUUGCGAAACCACUGAUUCACCCCUUGAAACCCUACGAUGAAGUAGGGUAUCUGUUUUGUAAACCUAAUACUCGAUGUAUAUUAGGCUUGAAACGAGUGGCGGCACGUCCACCCGCGAUCGAUGCCACUGCGUAUACACCGUGUGAAAUGUUACCGUCUACUACUGUCUAGUAGUCGUCUAACCGUGUUACGUGUCGGCAUUGUCGGUACGAGGCGUGCACUACGAAGAGCUACUUCUAAUUAUCCGAUCAAUUCUGAACGCAGUUCGACUCGAUAGCGAAACCACACCUGUUUUUCGUUUGGACACUGAACAAAUUGAGAUUAUCGAUCUUCCUCGUCAGUUCGAGUUCAUUGCGUAAGUUUUAAGCUUUCGUAUUUUAAGUUUUAAGAUUUUCACGUAACAGAAACACGCAAAAUAAUACCCACUCCUCUGAAGAUGAUAUUGAUAGAGCUAUGGAUUUAUACUAUUCAGAGAAACAAUUAUUCGCUGAAAAAGAUAAUGGACAGUGAAGAUAAAUUCAGGAUCAGUAAAUCGUUCACUCUUCGAGCGUAGAUCGCGUCUUCGUUGAUCGCAGUGGCAAACGAUCGCGGGAGAAACGCAUACAAAAUGCUUUACGAUAUAAAUAUAGUUGUUAAGAUUUCCGACCAGGUGGCAAAGGGAGGAGGAAAAUGAAACAGUUAAAUACAAAGCUAAUUUGCCGAUUAUUGAACAUUGCUGCACAGGGUCGUACUAUAGAAAAGCAAUGCUUUUAAUCGGAAAGUUGAAAGAAGAAUUCUUGAUACUUAAGUGUAUUUCGAAUCCCAUGCAAAACCUUUGGUUUAUAAUAUUUCAUAAUGCAUGUAGUUUGAUUUGAAAAAGUUGCGAAAACUUACCCCGAAACGAGCAAAUUUGAAUAUUUUAUCAGCAAUUAAUAAAACUCUCACUAAAGUAUAGUACAUGAAAAUUUAUCUUAAUCUUUGAUUUAUCUACUUUUCAAUUUCGGUCAUUGACUUCAAUGAUAAAAGCUUAAAGCUAAUCUACGUGAAUGUUUACGAAGGACCUUGUUUUGAACAAUACAUUUGUAUUUUACGAAACAAGAGCGUUUCAAUGAAAGUUUGUUACAGUUAAAAAAUAACGUAUGAAAUUUGUAUUCCAUUUAACUCGUUCGGUUCUUUUUUAAUGCAAUCAAAUGUGCUGGGAAAAUUUCGCACGACCCUGUCAGAUCACAAAAACCAUCGGUUUUGGUGAAGUUAAUGUGAAUUAAUCGUCAAAAGAAUAUCGAAAAUCACGCGACACACUCGCAACUGUGUUUAUCUCGUUCGUUGUGUAAAUGCAAGAAUCUCUCCAAAAUAUUCGUCGAACAACAAAUUACGAUAAUCGGGAACAAUCUUUUAAUAUAAUUUUCAGUCAGUCUCUACUCUUGGGGAAAGAGAAAAGAAAAGGAAAACAAGAGAGAGGGAGAUAUAGUGGAAAAGAGAAAAUAGAGUAUUUAGUUUUGCUUCGAUUGCUAUUUCUUAAUAUUUACAAUACACAGGAUUCGGAGAAUUAAUAGAACUCUCCAAAGAUAUAUAUAUAUAUAUAUAUAUAUAUAUAUAUAUAUAUAUAUAUAUAUAUAUAUAUAUAUAUUAAUAGAUAAACGAAUAGAAUGCGGUUUUGGAGCGAUUCUUGUAUAGAACGUAUGCAAAGACCGGAAGACGUGGAGAUAAUACCGCUAAUAUCAAAAACAUUGAUCUAGUUAAAAACAAUAAUACAAUUAUUCGUUCCUGUUGCAAAAUUUUCUAACUCCGCGUCAACUGGCUGAACGACAAUUAUAACUCGAUAAUUAAUAAUAAGGAAAGUUACGAUCGCUGGUGAAUACAGAUUUCAGCGUCGACUUUUCGGAAUAUCGAAAAACUUCAAAUAAAAAUGCUUCUCCUCGAGAUAAAAUUCUUGGAGAACAUUGAAUAAGAUUCUUGACGUGCUCCGGGAAAAAAGCACUGUAACAAAUGCAUAGGAGGGAAGACACAGUAUUGCUAUAAAAGCUUCAUGGUGCAUUGAAUUAUUGAAUUAUCAUUAUUGUUGAAUUAUUUGCGUUAUAUUUGUUGAUUUUUCCUUCAAAUUCAUAUAUGAUUGCCCUUACUUGCUUUAACGAAAGCGAAGCAUUUUCUUCUUCGUGUCAUUAAUAAUUGUGGAACGGGGUCGAGGAAUUGUGACGUUGUUUUGAAGUGCCAACGGAGACCGCUUCGCGAUUGUAAAUAUGUAAUUUACGUUUAAAUGGAGGGGGGAAAAAGAAUGAUACGAUGCUCUUUAUUUAGUUACGACGAACCCAUUGUGGUUUCAAUUGCGAUUAAUGGAAAAAUUAGAAUUUAUGACUAUAGUUUAUGAAAAGAUUCCAUUUACACAGAGUGCAACAAGAGAUCAACCAUUAAGUAGUGGAUCUUGUUGAAAUGUUUCCAGUAAUAGUCGAUUAUUGUUGAAAUGGUAGAAAAGAUAGCAAAACACCGCUUUCAACGAAUGAAAGUAUUGUCGACUCUGCUUUACACUAUUUAAUUAAAUAUAUUACUUUGAAAAUGAAGAUUUGUUACUUAGCAGUGUAUUGAUGUACCUAUUGUUAUCAAUAGAGGAUUAUUUUUAUUCUA
Bombus huntii is the source of this 4158-nucleotide messenger RNA. RefSeq names its product synaptotagmin-4 (gene Syt4). Gene Ontology annotation, molecular function: calcium-dependent phospholipid binding; clathrin binding; SNARE binding. Gene Ontology annotation, biological process: calcium-ion regulated exocytosis; regulation of dopamine secretion; cellular response to calcium ion. The record is from RefSeq and is a predicted model, not a curated record. The transcript is spliced from 6 exons. NCBI's taxonomy places the organism in Eukaryota, Metazoa, Arthropoda, Insecta, Hymenoptera, Apidae. Gene Ontology annotation, cellular component: axon; synapse. The coding region runs from base 160 to 1485 and encodes 441 amino acids.